Durio zibethinus is the source of this 1694-nucleotide messenger RNA. RefSeq lists its product as uncharacterized. Lineage: Eukaryota; Viridiplantae; Streptophyta; Magnoliopsida; Malvales; Malvaceae. Gene Ontology annotation, biological process: proteasome assembly. The record is from RefSeq and is a predicted model, not a curated record.
AUCGUCAGUUGAAAGGGGCAAAAAUGAAAAAAGCUGGAGUCUUUGGGUAUCAUCGACUGAAGAAGGAACGAAGCAAAACAGCCAAGACGUAGAAAAACCAAAAAAUUUUGAGAGUUGGACUGGGUGAGUGAGAGAUAAAUCUGUAUACGGAAACGUGAAGGAAGAAAGAUGUCUUCUUCUUCUUGUAAAACAUCGGAAUUUGAAGCGGCAGGCUUUGAUUCGGUGGGGCAAGACGACAUCGGCGGCGGCGGCGUGCAAGUGACGAGCUUCACAGAGCUCGUGGAUGACGUGACCCUCCACUUUCAGAUCAUUCGCCUCCCUAAACAGAUAUACGCAUGGAUUGGCUGUAACUCUGCAAAACUCGGAAACUUGUAUGCCGCUGCUCACACACGACCUAGCAAUACGGUGAGCGUGACUUCCAUACUUGGGGGUGCUUCAGAUAACACUGGCUCUGGAAUUGCUCGACGAUUGGUGCUUAAGACUGGUCUUAAUGUAAUUGUGGCUUGCAAUAUCCCAAAGAAUAGCCCCAUGCUUGAGGCAAAUGCUGAAAAGAAGUUGGUAGAGAAGCUAAUUGCCCUGGGCCACUCAAGGUCAAAAUCUCCAGCCGCGGGGCCAGUGUUGUCUUCUUCAUAGCUAAAAACUGUGAUUCAUAUGUGCAUUGUAGCAGCAAACCAGUAGAUUGUACUAGUCUGCAAUGUAGAAUCAGUUAUGGGAUCCUUUUUGACUCAUUUUAUUGAUCCAGAAAUUUAACCAAGAAAACAUACUGAGCCUGGCUGCGAGUCCCGGACAGUGAGGAUGUAAGCUUUUCUGUUAUGUUAUGUGCUUUGUUUCUUCAUGUCAGAAACAGAAAAGUUGCAAUUGCGUAGUUGUUUUCGAUUGUCUCCCUGAAUUUUAUGGGUUUGAGUGCUACUUUUCUGCUUAUGUUUGUAUGGGUGGUUGAUUCUAUGUUUACUACUGAGCUUAAUGAUGGUUUAACCCUGUUUUGAUCCGAAUUUGGAUGUCAAGUUUUUUAUUGUUAGAACUGAAUUUGAGCAAUGAACAUCAUGCUAUGCUCAACGUUCAAAUUAUAGUAUGUAUGUCAUUUACCCCCAUGGAUGCAAAAGUUUCCUGCAAAAUGGAAACUUAGACUUAAAUGGUUGAACACCAGUUCUCAACGUUAAUUGAGCCACAGUUCUCAACGUUAAUUGAUUCUGUCACUUCUUUGUACUGAAAGGAUAGCCAUGUUAAUAACUCCAGUUACCCAAGUGGGCGCACGUUGGAGAGCUCAUGGAGCUCAAGAAUCUCAAUUAUUCUUUUCCUACUUUGUGGUAGCCUUAAAGUUUAGACCAUGGACAAGGCUCUGGGAGAUUCUACUUUAGACGGGUGCGAUGAUCUAUUCUAGUACUUCAACAGUUCAUAUAGCCACUAGCCAUGGAAGACCCUCCUAGGGAUGUAUCAGUACUCAACAAUAUCAGCACUUUUAGACCAUGGCAACAGUCCAACGGUUACGACCCCCACCCUAGUCUGGUGGGUGAUUGGUAGAGGCCAACAGGGCUGACCCUUGUUUGUAAUGACCCUCCUAGAAAAAUAAAUAAAAGUAAUAAAAUGAGAUCCACUGUUACAAUUGUAAAAAUGUGAUCAUUAGCCAUGGAAGAAUUUUCAACAAGCGUUCUGUUUUAUUUUCGUUGCAAAACCUCAAUUUAACAUCUAGAUAU